This is a messenger RNA of Dothidotthia symphoricarpi CBS 119687, 4409 nucleotides long. RefSeq lists its product as uncharacterized. Gene Ontology annotation, biological process: protein autophosphorylation; phosphorelay signal transduction system. The transcript is spliced from 4 exons. Gene Ontology annotation, molecular function: histidine phosphotransfer kinase activity; phosphorelay sensor kinase activity. The record is from RefSeq and is a predicted model, not a curated record. The coding region runs from base 465 to 3986 and encodes 1173 amino acids. Lineage: Eukaryota; Fungi; Ascomycota; Dothideomycetes; Pleosporales; Dothidotthiaceae.
CUCGACGCUGGACGCUGGACGCUUGACUCUCGACUCUGCAGGCCAUCGAAAAGUGCCCGUUUGCUGGACCCUUGGCAGUGGCACACAGACCUGCCUCGUACGAGGUCGUCAGCCCUGUUCGGCCAAGCCGCUCUCGCGUCUCCUGCUCGUGUUCGUGUUCGCGUAUCCGUCUUCUCCGCGCCUUCUCUCUGCAACCUGGGCUCGACAUCCAUCUGAGCGUCGACAUCUCUCGCCAGCCUUAAUCCCCCUGUUUCGAUCAUCCAAGUACACACGAGAUAGACGUUGAGGCAUGGGACACCAGCAACCGACUCCGCUCCUCGAAAGCCUCGCCAUUCGCAUCUCCACCCCGAUCGCCCGCUGUACGGCUGACUGACCCGCCGUCCUCGCACACGUUGCUUCUGUCCGUCUGUGGGCUCCCAUCAUCGGCCUAGGAUACACACGCCAUCGCGCUGGUGUGCUGUGCUAUGGUCAGGAUGCGGGUACCCAUUCGCGAGCAAUUGGGGUGCCUGGUGCUGUUGGCCUCGUUGAUAGGAUUGGCAGUCAUAGCUAUCGCAACCUGGAUCACAAAUCAUGCUUUCGUGCUUGAUCUCCGAACGGAUCGUCUACAAUUCACUGCGGCCCUCAAAACGUCGCAACUAUCGUCAAAUCUUGCACUAAUGCAAAUUCUCGUUAAGCAAGCCGCCAAUCGCCUCUCUCCCCAAUCUGCGCUCCAACGAUAUUACGAGAACAACAACAACACCGUCGAGAAUUGGAGCCGAGUAGUAGAAGACUACGAUGCCAUAUUUGGUAGUGACCAAGACACCAGAAUCAUUGUACAGGCAAGGAUAUAUCCAUACAACUCGUCCGAUACUGUGCUCUUUGAGCGGACAGCCGCUACCAUGUACGAUGUACAACUCCCUUACUCUUCUGCCAACGGUCAAGUUGCGACUAUGGGAGACGCCGACAGUGGGUUCAUUCCCGAGCUCUACCCAAGCUUCGCCGUUCGCGCAACCGCUCUCAACUCGACAUUCAACACGUACAAGGCCGAGUACAACGGAAGGACCAUCGACAAUACUAGUGCUCUUCUCUGCGGACCGUACCGUAUCAAUUCCUCUCUCAGCCUUGUCUCCAUCACGCUGCCCAUCAUCAACAACACAUCGAACAUUGACACGCUGGGCUGGCUCACGACUGUGUUGGACGCAUCACUCAUCACCGACCCUAUCAAUGCACUCGAAGGCCUUAGUAAUAGUGGUCUUUCGUUGUUGGUCGGCCCCGACAACUCUACGAACAAGUUUCCUGCUGGAUACCUCUAUAACUCACAAAAUCCUAACCCUCCAGAGCACGUAGCAGUGCGUUUUCUAGUAGCUCCGACAAUCCGAAAUGGCGUUACACGCCAUACCAAACAAUUUAACGCCUCUGCUUCUACGCCAUUUGACUGGACAAGAUACCCCGCCAUACAUGAAGGUUAUACAGAAGACUCUGGUGCCACGAAUAAUGCAAACAGUAUAAUAUCUGCCAAGAACGAGGACCAUCAAGAUGUGGCUGUUGGGUAUGCUCUUGUCACAAAUUCUAUGGUUGACUGGAUGGUUAUGGUGGAACAGACACAUGCUGAAGUUUGGUCGCCGAUCAACCAUCUCCGGAAUGUUCUCCUCGCUUGCGUCUUUGGCACAAUGGGUGCCAUGAUCCUUCUUGCUUUCCCAGUAGCCCACUACUCCAGCCGGCCCAUCAGACGGUUGCGGGAUGCCACGAAGAAGACUGUUUCUCCUCAUCUAUUUGAAGACGACGAUGAUGAUAUGAGCUUGGACAACGAUGGCGCAAACGACGAGGCAGACGAGGCUCUUGCUCGCAAAGAAGGGUGGCUCGGCCAGGUCGUCCAUUAUCGAAGGAAUCAGAAGGCGAGCAGGGCUGAGAAGAAAGAGAUGGAGCGGAGAAAGCAGUUCCGCAUUCCUGGCAAGGUCAAGGACCGCAAGCACUUCAUCCAUGAUGAACUGACAGAUCUCACAACAACAUUCAAUGAGAUGACAGACGAGCUCAUGAUGCAGUACGAAAGACUGGAAGAGAGGGUACAACAAAGGACAGCCGAGCUUGAGCAAAGCAAGAAGGCGGCCGAAGCAGCAAACGAGAGCAAGACUCUGUUCAUUGCCAACAUAUCGCACGAGCUCAAAACUCCUCUGAACGGCAUCAUGGGCAUGACCGCCGUUUGCAUGUCCGAAGACGAUCCAGUGAGGAUACGGCGGUCCCUCGGCAUCAUAUACAAGAGCGGAGAUCUCCUUCUAAACCUACUUACUGAUCUUCUAACAUUCAGCAAAAACCAAGUCGGACAGCAGCUGAGUUUGGAUGAAAAGGAGUUCCGAUUAAGAGAUAUUAGCACCCAAGUCCUCGCGAUUUUCGACAAGCAAGCUAAAGAAGGUGGCAUCAAUCUGUCCGUAAAGUUCGAGGGCCCGUACGACGCAAACUUGAAUGAGGAUGGGCGACCCAAUACGCUAGGCGAUCUAGGACCGUUUGGACUCGGACGUUUGAAAGACAUGAUUUUGUAUGGAGAUCAGCACAGAAUACUCCAGGUUGUGAUCAAUCUGGUUUCGAACAGUCUCAAGUUCACCCCUGAAGGAGGGAAAGUCGUACUUUCGAUACGUUGUGUUGGGGAGAGUAACAUGGUGGAGAGUCGCAAAGCAUCCUUGCAGUCACGACACAGCUCGAUGCGCAACUCCAAACAGCGAGUCUUCGCGUCAAGCUCUGAGGUUGGAUCCAGCUCGGCGGGAGUACCAAAUCACUACAGCACAGCGAAUGUGAUCAAUGCAGUGGACAAACCUCACGCAUACUCACAAAUCAUGGCCAUGGAACGUUCACCUGCACCCGCAGGCCGAUGGCUAGCCUUCGAAUUUGAGGUCGAAGACACAGGCCCAGGUAUUCCUGAAAACCUUCAUGGCAAGAUUUUUGAACCGUUUGUCCAGGGCGAUCUAGGACUUUCCAAGAAGUUUGGAGGAACGGGACUCGGGUUGUCCAUUUGCUCGCAACUCGCUGGCCUAAUGAAGGGUAGCGUUGGGCUGAAGAGUGAGGUGGGGCACGGAAGUGUCUUCACCAUGUCGAUACCGCUGAAGUACCUGAAGAACCGUGCCGACAGCACCGCCAGCUCAAGCAAUGUCACGAUUGCUUCCCCCCGACAUAGUUUAUCCAUGGAUGAGCCACGAAGUCGUCAAAGCGAAGAGGCACGCUCGACGCACUCUGUACAUUCAGUCCACAACGAACCUGUCGCCGCAACGACUACUGCUGCUGCAGGUGGCCCGGUGGCAUUCGAAUCGGACUCCAAGCCGCGACUGGUCGGUCUGAGCCAGCCUUUCUUCGCCUCCACCGCGCCCAUGGAUUCACCAGGCUCACAAGCAGCGGCUAUGAAGCGAGUAGAGACGGAUGCGAAGCAGCGAGGAGGCAAGAUCAAGGUGCUCGUUGCUGAAGACAACAAGACGAAUCAAGAAGUCGUGCUACGCAUGUUGAAACUGGAAGACGUCUACGAUGUAACUGUUGCCAAAGAUGGCCAAGAGGCGCUCGACAGGGUCAAGGAGAGUAUGGAACGCCAUCAACCGUUCAACCUGAUUUUUAUGGACGUGCAAAUGCCGAAUCUGGAUGGAUUGGAGUCGACGAGACUCAUUCGACAGUCGGGUUUUUCCUCGCCUAUCGUAGCCCUCACGGCCUACGCAGAGGAAAGCAAUGUCAAGCAAUGUCUCGAAUCAGGCAUGGACUUCUUCCUCUCGAAGCCGAUCAGGCGCCCCGCACUGAAGCACGUUCUCAAAACAUACUGCCCCACCAUACUGGAGGAAGAGAGCGAUCCGCCAACACCUCCAACCGCUGUGGCAGCAGCAUCGAAAGGGAAAGCCAACGGAAACGCUGUGCAGCCUACCACUUCACCAAUUACCAAUUCGACGCCGUUUUCUCCAACUGCAGGGAGCCGGGACCACGACGCGUCACCAGCCAUCUCACCUAAUACAACGCCUGGGACGGUGCAAUUUCCAUAAAGGUCGUUUCUGUCUUUUCGAGUUCAGACUCUUUUAGCUUAAUACCUAGCUUUUAAUGUCGCUCCUUUGUCAUUUUUUUCAUAUAUUUUCUGUCUCAUGCAUUUCCUAGAGUACAUUAUACGCAUGGCGCUGGGGGGUUGCGAAGUUCUUUCUAAAAACGUGUCAAGGGCAUAUGGGCGUUUAUUUGUGCAUAGGGUUGGUUUGGACAGAACUUGUCUGGAGUUUGGUUGUUGGGUGCAUGUUUCAAACAUUUCUCGGAGUCUUGCCCAACGUGGCUGUGUAUCGUGUCGGUCUGGAGCGCAUACGCUCUGUUGGGAAGAAUACAACACGUGUUUGCUGUGGCGAGUUGAGGAUGUCGCAGCUUCUUUCUUGACCAUUGAUUUUCUCUCUCGCUCGUCAUUCUUCUCCUGUGAUUUUGUGGCC